AAUUGUCAAUUUGGCAUAUUCAUGUACCUAAUAGAAGUUUAUUUUAGUUUAAUUCUUUAUCAAUUUAUCAGUGUCUUCAGAGUUCUGUCUUCUACCUACAAAGGUUUUUGAAUAUAAUUUAAUUCACAUUAUCAAAAUGGUUAUCCUCUUGUAAGAUUUUUUAAUAUAUUCCAUAGGUAUCUUUAAAUUUUAGUUUAUCUUCAGUGAUUUAAUCAUUUCGUAAGUUUAUAAAAUAUAUUAAAGUACAGCACUUCACAAAAGGGGCAUCAAAAUCAAAGUAAUAUUUAAAGGUAUUAGACAGAGAAAAAAUUACCAUCGAAACUACGGUCAAGAGAACUCAAUCAUUAAUAUUAAUACUGUGCAAACUGAAUAUUAAUACAAUGUGGUGAAUAUGGAAAUCGUCAGUGACACUUGCCAAUGUGUUAAAUCAAAAUAAAACAAGAAAUAAAAGAAUAUAUUUAUUUUAUCAUGGAUUGGAUUAUAUCUGAUGAAUUGGGGCUAACUGUAGGCCAUCUUGUUGGCUGGGGAGCAGCAGGAGCUAUGAUUAUCGGAGGUAUUGCGCCUUACAUUCCACAAUAUAAACAAAUUAAAAAGACUCAAGAUGCAGAGGGCUUCUCAUUGUAUGUGUGUUUAACACUGUUAAUAGCCAACACACUCAGAAUUUUAUUCUGGUUUGGGAAGCGGUAUGAGAUACCUCUUCUAAUACAAAGUAUUGUAAUGAAUAUAACAAUGUUCAUAAUGAUUCAUCUGUGUGUUAAUGUGAGGAAAAAGAAUCAAAUCAUAAGAGCUAGAGAGAGAAUAUUUACUGGUGCAAUAUUCAUGUUAUAUAUACUAUUGUGUUGUACAAAUGGCUCAGCUCAGCCAGAUGAAACUGCGCGCUGGCUCGGGCAGCAGAGCGGCGUCACGGGCGGAGAGAAGCCACGUCGCUUCUACGAUAUGGAUAGAAAAUAUUUUUGGGCUUGGACUGACUUCCAGAGUUAUGUAGACUGUAUGUUGGUCUUCUCGGUGCUUGGGUCGGCUAUUACGUAUUUAUUAAUAGAAUUUUCCCCAUUCGUCGAACUAAUUGGCUUCCUAGCUGUAUUCACAGAGGCUAUGCUAGGUGCACCUCAGAUUGCGAAAAAUCACCAAAAUAAAAGUACAGAAGGAAUGAGUGUCAGUAUGGUUAUAAUGUGGACUUUUGGUGACAUCUUCAAGACUGCUUACUUUGUGAUCAGAGAAGCGCCGACACAGUUCUGGGUUUGCGGCAGCCUACAAGUGACGCUAGAUAUCGUCAUUCUUCUCCAAGUGUGGUGGUACAGGCACAACACGGCGGCGGCUCGCCGCUUGCGCCGCGGGGAUUAGCAGUGGACCGAGACUGACUUAUAGCACUCGCUGAACGCCUUCCGCGUGUACUGGCCGCCGCUGUGCCACAUCUUCCAUUCCUUAUGACCAAUACACGCAUAGACUGUUACGGCUCUGUGACCGUUUUAGUAUUAACACGUCUCUCCCUGAGCCAGCGCAAGCUAAAAUCGCCUUUAAACACUUCCCCUUUAAGUUUAAUUUACGUAGUGACGUAAUAUUGAAAAAUUUGUAUUUCGAUUACGGAGGCUGCGAACGGAAUGUAAUGAAUACGCUCGACGAGCUGGCGGACUCUGGUGCAGAAAUGAUCCAACUCACAUCGAGUCUGAAAUUUAACUAUUCGCGGGUUAACGGCUAUUGAAGUUAGUCUCAUUGUUUUAUAGAACGAGGGUUUUUGGGUCGUGAUUUUUGUUAUGUAGUGGGAUGGAUGAUUUUUGUAUGUGGAGUCUCAUUGUAUGUGUAUAUUUAGUAAGUAAAGGCAGCCAUAGGAACGGUUCGCAUGAACUAAUUUUGUCGUUUUCAUUAUAUUUUGGUAUGGUGCUAUUGCUGUCGAACCAAUGAGACUACUUUUUUUUAUUUGUCUUAGUGUGAAUAUAGGUACAAAUUUAUAAAAUAUAUUAAUCUUUAAAUAAUUAUUUAUUGUGAUGUGUGUUGUUUAAUGUUUAUAUUGUUUUAUACAUAAUAUAUUAUAGAAUUGAUGACGUUUUCAUAGCUAUAUGUACCAUAUAUUACUAUUUCAUAAGAAUACUUCGAAAUUGAUAGUCGUUUAAAAGGCCUUAUUCAACCAAUUUUAAUAAGUAGUAAGAAACAAUCAAAGAAAUAUGAUACAUUUCAAAGGUAAGAUUAAUUUAUUUUCUCUAGAUUGGAUGAUAAAAUUAAUUAUUAUAAAAAUAUGCUGCACAAUAAAAUUAUAUUAACACUGUUUAAAGCUUUAUGUAGAAAAUAGAUAUAGUAUUUUUAUAUAUUUUGAUUAAUACUUUAAUUGUUAAGCUUUAUUCCGAUUGCAGAUAAUAAGUACACAAGCAAUGCGUUUAUAUUAUGACAUUUUACAUUUCAAUUGCAUUUUAUUGUCAAAAACGUAAUGUACCUACCUAUUUUAAAAACGUCUAGAAUUUACCUAGCACUUCUACCGGAUUAGUGGGUACAUGAUACAAUUAUCCAGUAUUACGAAGUAUUUUCAAUGCUCGAAUGCUCGAAGACUUUAAAUACCCAUUGUACAUUGUAUAAUUUAACCAGUUUUAAGUUUUUGAUAGAAAAUGUAAAUUUUAAUUGUAGCAGAAUAUUUUAUGAUAUAUCUAUUUCUCGAUUGCUCGUUCAAUCUGAUUUAUUGAGAAAAUAAAUACUAUAUCAAGCAAAUUAAGCUAGUUUAAUGGGAAAGAAGUACAGUUAGUCAUCAUAUUUCUUCCUUUUGUAGGAAAUUGUACCUCAAUAUGACGUUGUUGUACUAUAUAAAUUUUUUAAGUCAUUAGUGUAAAGAUUAAUUUUAAUGUACGUGACAGUUAUGUCAUGUAUUUUAUUUUUUGUAUAUUAUGUUAUUCGACAUUUCUCGUAGCGUUCUCAGCUAAUAAUUCUUAUAAAUGCAGUUGUAGUGUUAUAUUUUAGUAUUAAAAUCAAUUGUAAUUAUGAUUUGUCCAGAAAUGUACGUUGCAUUUAUGCAUAAAAGUGAUCAUAAAACGAUUUGACUGCGCCGCAAAAUUGAGAGAAAUUCAACAUGUGAUACAUAUCAUAAAUAUGUAUAAUAAUAAAUAUGUAUUUAAAUGAUAUUAAGACAUCUAAUUUUUUUAUUAACAAAUGAAGUUGACGUUAUUAGUCAAUUAACGAAAUAAUUUAUUGCAAGUUAAGAAACGUACAUAUGUUGUGAUUUUAGAAGUUAACCAUUCUUAUUCAUAUUAUUACAUUAAUAAAGUUGUUUGUUUAUA
Zerene cesonia (dogface butterfly) is the source of this 3257-nucleotide messenger RNA. Its product is annotated as solute carrier family 66 member 2. Gene Ontology annotation, biological process: phospholipid translocation; retrograde transport, endosome to Golgi. Gene Ontology annotation, cellular component: endosome; trans-Golgi network. The record is from RefSeq and is a predicted model, not a curated record. The coding region runs from base 469 to 1341 and encodes 290 amino acids. The transcript is spliced from 6 exons. Lineage: Eukaryota; Metazoa; Arthropoda; Insecta; Lepidoptera; Pieridae.